This is a messenger RNA of Trichoderma asperellum CBS 433.97, 1757 nucleotides long. RefSeq lists its product as uncharacterized. Gene Ontology annotation, molecular function: hydrolase activity, acting on ester bonds. Lineage: Eukaryota; Fungi; Ascomycota; Sordariomycetes; Hypocreales; Hypocreaceae. The record is from RefSeq and is a predicted model, not a curated record.
CUGCUGGCGAACACCGAAGAGCAUCGCGUAGCUUAUUAUAUACCAUGUAGAAAACGAUACUGCAUCCGAUGGAGUCCAGCUCGAGAUCGGUCCAGAGUGGAUCGCCGGGAGACCGUUUCGCCCUCCCCGCUUUCUCCACCCGAGUUUCUCGCCUAUAGCACUGUUAGACUCUACAGAGGGUGGAUGGUUCACCGUUUGAUACACGAACGUGCAGUUCAGCUCAUUCUGCUGUCUCACUUGGACGACGCCGACUCGUGGACAACCGACAUCUUAAGAAAAAAAAAAAAGAGGAGGCGCAAAAAACCAGCCUUGUCAGAGCAUCCACUCUAUUGCAAACUCAAUUUCUAGAGAACAAUCAACAUGGGUGCCUGAAAUUGAAGAGAGAGAGAGAGAGAGAGAGAGAGAGCCUCGUUCACAAUGUGCCAACAACACCAAGACCAAGCCCAAGAUGGCCGGUCGCACUACCGAGACCCCUUUCCCUGGCAUCUCGGCGCCUUUGACGCGCACUGCCAUCCCACCGAUACCAUGGCCUCGAUUGCCUCUCUCGCCACGCUCAACGCCCGAGUUCUCGCUAUCAUGGCCACCCGCUCUCAGGACCAGCAUCUCAUUGCCAAAGUCGCAACCGAGCAUGGCAUUUCCGAUUCGGACUCGCCUUUGAAUUAUCAAGGCGGCAGCGCGAGCGUAGACCCAGCUUCCGCUGCUCCAGUUGGCAAAAAGGCAUGCAAAGUUGUUCCGGCUUUUGGCUGGCAUCCAUGGUUCUCAUACCAGCUCUACGAUGAUACCGCCUCCAAUCCCACAUACAAGGCUCCCAAUCCCGAGAAUUCAGACACUUCAGCUGCAGAAGAUGCCAAGAUUGCCCAUUACAAAGUCGUUCUCUCGCCUACUCCCAAAGAGCCGUCUUUCCUCUCUUCUCUUCCCCCUCCAACCCCCCUAUCGUCAUUCAUCGCAUCCACUCGCGAAUACCUCCUUGCUUUCCCUCACGCUCUAGUUGGCGAAAUCGGCCUCGACAAGGGCUUCCGUCUCCCCCAACAAUGGCUCCCCGACGACGCAUCUUGCCGUGACGAGGGCCUCACCCCCGGCGGGCGGGAGGGCCGCCUCCUCAGCCGGUACCGAGUGCAGAUGCAGCACCAGCAGGCAGUCUUGCAGGCGCAGCUGCGGCUCGCGGGUGAGACGGGGAGAGCAGUCAGCGUGCAUGGGGUGCAAGCCCACGGCGUGCUGUAUGACACCAUGGCGGCUUGUUGGAAGGGCCACGAGAGGAAGAUCCUGUCCCGAAGGGAGAAGAAAAGGAUCGCCCCCGGGGCCGAAGAGAGCAGCAGCUCUGAUGAUGAUGACGACAGUGGAACUAAUGAACUGGAGACAGGAGCUGCUGCAAAGAGCAAGAAAAAGAAACCGGCACUCGGCAAACCCUUCCCACCGCGAAUAUGCCUCCACUCCUACAGUGGCAGUGCCGAUACCCUUAAACAGUGGUUCCAUCCCGCAGUCCCCUCCAAAAUCUUCGCAUCCUUCUCCACGGCCGUCAAUCUAGGCACCGACGGUGGCAGGGCAAAACUCGAGGGCGUCGUGCGUGCCGUGCCUGACGACAGGAUCCUCGUAGAGAGUGACUUGCACAUGGCGGGUGACGAGGCCGAGGCGGUGCUGGAGGAUAUGUAUCGGCUGGUGUGUGAGAUUAAGGGGUGGGAUCUCGAGCAAGGGGUUGGGACUAUAGGGAAGAAUUUUCAAGAGUUCGUGUAUGGUUAAUUAGAUGUAGCAGAUUCGAC